Molecule: messenger RNA, 999 nt
Organism: Cryptomeria japonica (Japanese cedar)
Lineage: Eukaryota; Viridiplantae; Streptophyta; Pinopsida; Cupressales; Cupressaceae
Product: UDP-glycosyltransferase 85A1-like
Exons: 4
Coding region: 1-999 (332 amino acids)
Molecular function (GO): UDP-glycosyltransferase activity
Source: RefSeq, a predicted model, not a curated record
AUGGGUUGCAGGCCAGAUCAUGGUCGCCUGUCCAAUCUUACCGAUUACGUAAUUGCAAUAGAAAAUCUUGGGCCCGUCUUGGAGUAUCAUUUGCGGUGUGGCUUAGCGGAGGGAUCUCCUCCCAUCACUUGCAUUAUAGCAGAAAAUUUCAUGUCUUGCACUCACCAAGUGGCCAACAACUUGGGAGUGCCCCUAGUCAUCUUCUGGACAAUGUGCGCCGCCUCUUCUAUUGCUCAGUGCAACUCUAACCUUCUCGUCUCUCGUGAACAUAUACCCGUCAAAGUGGAGGAAUCGAAGAGGGCAGACAAAGUGAUAACUUGUUUACCUGGCAAUCUUCCGCCUUUGUUGCCGACCGAUCUCCUUUCCUUCUAUCGCGCUGCUGACCCAUCGGACAUUUUGUAUCAGUACUGUCUCCGUGAGUCCCAAUAUCAAAGUAAGGCAGACUAUGUGCUGGUCAACACGUUCGAUGAACUGGAAGCCCCAGAGACGGUAAGCGCACUGUUCUGUAAUGGCUGUCCUGCUUUGGCAGUAGGGCCUGUAUUUCUUCCCAAUUUUCUGGAAGCGAAGGAACAGCUGGAGGAGCUGGCAAUAGGGUUGGACAAAAGCCAGCACCCCUUUCUUUGGGUGUUACGAAUGGAUAUUGUGGGAGGCAUGCCUACAAUUCUGCCGGAGGAUUUUGAAGAGAGGACAAAAGAUCGGGGCCUGAUUGUGAAAUGGGCGCCUCAGGUGAAGGUGCUAUCCCACCCUUCUGUAGGAGGGUUUCUUACGCACUGCGGGUGGAACUCCAGUUUGGAGAGCAUGAGCUUGGGAAUUCCAAUGCUUGGAUGGCCCUAUUUCUGUGAUCAGUUUCUCGACUGCCGCUUGUACAAGGAUGUGUGGAAGAUUGGCAUGGACUUGGAGGGCGUGGAUGUUGAUGAAAAUCUGGUGGUCAAAAGCUUUCCAAUUCGGCUUCUCUUAAAAUGCCCGAACCGUAAAAGUUUCAGCCAUGCAAUUUAUUGA